GUGUGUGUGUGUGUGUGUGUGUGUGUGUGUGUGUGUGCAGCUCAGCGCCAGGUUGAGGGAGUGUGACGAUCGUCUGACUGAAGCUCGUAACGAGUAUAUGCUGGCUUUAUCAGCAGUCAACGGCCAUCACCAACACUACUAUACCAACGACUUACCACACAUUAUGGAGCAAAUGGACGGUGAUGUUUAUGAUGACUUGAGAGGCCACUUCACCCUGCUGUGUGGGACAGAGAUGGGCACUUGUCUCAGAACACACAAACAGUUCAGCACCAUAUGGGACAGUGUUGCUAAGGUGACCAGAGAGAGAAAUGUGCUGCAGUUUCUCCAAGAGUCUGUCUCCUUCAGCAAAACACCUGAAUUCACCUUCCAGCCCGCUCCAGGUGACAAGGUGUCCACUCUACAGGAGCUCAGCGCUUCAGAAGCAGACGGCUGCCUGGUGAGGGAGGCUAAGAAGUGGGCUACAAAAGCUGCCAAAGACUACAAGAUCAUCACACACGGAGAGAGAGCUCUGCAGACGUUAGAGAGUCGGUUGAAGCUCUUAUCUGGGGACACGUGCCUCAGUGUAGAGCAGAAGAUAGCAGAGGUGCAGGACAGUGUGAGGAAAGCCAAGCUAAGCAGGCUGAAGGCAGAGGCUCGUCUGGCUCUACUGUCAGACUGCAUCACGGGAAUCGAGCAGUGGCUUCACAACGCCAUGACCCAGGCAGAGGAGGAGCUGGAGAGGGAGAGACGCCUCAGUGAACAGAGGAAGUCUACUGAGGACUUUUCAGUAUGCAAACUCACAUACACUAAAUCAAUUUAGUGCCCCAUUAGUUAUACAGCUUAUACUACUAUUCAUCGGAGCACCAAGUGAUUUACUAAAUGUUUUGUAAUGUGGUUAUUGUGGGUUUCGAAGGAGAGGAAAUGAUCGAUAAUGUCACCAAUUUUAAGGAUGGGUGUGAAAGCAGGAACAGUGGAGCCAUCAAUACAGAGGGAGACAUUGUGGCAGAAUGUAAUGAGUCAUGUAGGUUCCAAUUGUUCACUGUUGAGUUUGUGGAAGUUAGAUUGUAUCCAGGUUUGUAUAACUCUUAGUCAGUUUGUGAGGCCAGAUGAGGGAUAGAUUUGGUGGAGCUGGGUGUCGUCGGCAUAACAGUGGAAAUAAAAGCCAUGGUGGGGUAUGAUGGGACCAAUGACUGGUUUGUAGAAAACAAAAAGGAGGGGACGAAGCACUGAACCUUGGGGAACACCUUGAGAGGCUGGGGCUGUGUAAUAUAGCGUUCCCUCCGCAAUGCGAAUAUUCGCAUCGCUCUAAUCACUCGAGUUUCACCACGGCUAUCAACUGUGUUUACUUGCGUCAUUCAAACAAGACGUGCUGGUGAGGGGGCGGUGCUUAUCUCCAUGUAGAUACAAAAUUAUGCCAAACUAAUAACAUACUGAUACCGGUAUGUAAAAACCAUGAAUUGAAGCUUUGACAAGUGUGCA
Notothenia coriiceps (black rockcod) is the source of this 1458-nucleotide messenger RNA. Its product is annotated as FCH and double SH3 domains protein 2-like. The transcript has 6 exons. NCBI's taxonomy places the organism in Eukaryota, Metazoa, Chordata, Actinopteri, Perciformes, Nototheniidae. Gene Ontology annotation, cellular component: neuromuscular junction; recycling endosome. The record is from RefSeq and is a predicted model, not a curated record. Gene Ontology annotation, biological process: neuromuscular synaptic transmission; regulation of actin filament polymerization. The coding region runs from base 98 to 799 and encodes 233 amino acids.